Messenger RNA from Pangasianodon hypophthalmus (striped catfish), 1606 nucleotides. It is a transcript of the gene dipk2b, whose product is annotated as divergent protein kinase domain 2B. Bases 298 to 1596 code for a protein of 432 amino acids. NCBI's taxonomy places the organism in Eukaryota, Metazoa, Chordata, Actinopteri, Siluriformes, Pangasiidae. The transcript has 5 exons. The record is from RefSeq and is a predicted model, not a curated record.
AAUUAUUCAGACAGUCUCAUUUGUCUGUUGCAUAAAAAGUUGCACACAACUACACAAGACAGUGUUCGACUCGGGUCAUAUACAACCCAGGAUCCAUUCAUCCACAGGGAGGAAGAGUUUCUAUGACAACAAUGGUUAUCAGUAUCCUCCAUGUGUUUCCUGUGGAGGUGUGGCAUUGCGUGCCAGUGGUCAUGCAGAUAUUGUUCUCUCAGUAUAGUGGCCAUAGAUCUAAGACCUUAAACGCUGUAGUGUGGUGUUUAUGUCCUGAGCUGCUGGAGGUUUGUACACCAUGCCGGGAUGGCACUGAGGAGUAUUUCGUCCAUGGCCUCUACAGAAGCGAUGGUAGGAGCAUGGUGGCACAGUUGGUUUCUGUGCUUGGGGCUGCCUCUGGUGGUCUCAAAUCCUUCACCUGUACCAUCACAGGGAACCAACAGCUUUACACGAGAAUUCCUGGGUCUGGAUAAAUGCAAUGCCUGUGUGGGCACUUCCAUAUGCAAGAAGCUUUACAAAGAGCAAAUAAGGUUUGAAAGGUGGCUGUCUCCUCAACUGCAUUUACUCUCAGAUAACAGGACAUCUUAUGAGGGAAAUUACACAGAUGAUUCGGAAACCUGGCGGCCCGUGGUGCUGUCACGCCUGGUUUCCCCCGACCUGCACCAGCUGGCUGACAAAAGCAUUUGCAUCUCAGCAGGCAAAAGGAAAUCCUGCAGCAUUGAGGCAGUUCUGAGAGCAACGCCACGUUUCCAGAAUUUGGCCAACUCCAAUAUCCUGUUACCCAGUAUAGUGCAGGGUCUGGUCACUCCAAUGCUGCGCUGUCCAUCUCAGAGGCUGCUGAAUCGAAUUGUGCACCGCUACUUUGAGGUAGCUGAUGUGGGCAGUGUCCAGAUGAAGCACUUCACCAAUAAGGACAAGCUCAGACUACUCUAUACACUGGCUGUCAAUCAACAGCCUCUUCUACUACAGAUGUUUCCAGGGACCGAGGGCUGGCCCUUCCCGCGCUAUCAUGGUUCCUGUGGCAGGCUGAUGGUGUGGGCGGGCUGCAGACCCCUGAAGAGCCUGUACCCAUCACCACUGGCACACAGAUCUGACGCUGCCUACCAGAUCCUCCACAUUACCCAGAGCUUGGCCUCCAAUAGCCUCCACUUCCACCUUUACUACACCAACGUUUCAGAGGACAUAUUUGGCAUAGCAGAGGAUGGAAGGCUCUUCAUCAUGGACGCCAGCACAAUCGGGAUCAUCGACCUGCAGGAGGGAUUCCACACUGAGGCAGACCCACAGGAGAAUCGCACAGACGUGUUCUCGUGUCUGAGCGGUUCCUGCAUAAGAACUCCUCCCUGUGACAGCGUUCGUCCCUCUCAGAGCUUUACCUUGCUCUGUAGAUACGUCCUGCCCAAACUGCUCACUUCUACAGAUGUGCAAUCGUCUGGACUGCCCAGUAUAGCCAUCGCAGAGCUGACUGUAUGUGCAGACCGAACACAGACUGAUCAGAGGAUACACAAAGCUGUUCAAAUCCUUAAGGACACACUACAUCCCUUCAGGCCAUGCAAUAUCGAUUAUGGAUACAGGUAUCCUGAAUGCAAGUACAGUGACAAGUUCUAGAGCAUCAGUU